Messenger RNA from Brienomyrus brachyistius, 4133 nucleotides. RefSeq names its product carbonic anhydrase IX (gene ca9). The record is from RefSeq and is a predicted model, not a curated record. Gene Ontology annotation, cellular component: plasma membrane. Bases 2506 to 3666 code for a protein of 386 amino acids. The transcript is spliced from 12 exons. Gene Ontology annotation, molecular function: carbonate dehydratase activity; zinc ion binding. NCBI's taxonomy places the organism in Eukaryota, Metazoa, Chordata, Actinopteri, Osteoglossiformes, Mormyridae.
UUGAUGAUGAACAAAUAUGAGAUCAGUGUUUACCUUCUGUUCGUUACUUGAUCCUUCAGUAGUUCACAAAUGUUUACAGAAUUAACAGAUUUAGUAAAAACGUAGUAAUUGUUUGAGAUAAAACAAGUCACGAUUCAUUAAUGAUGAACGAAGAUCAGUAUGUAGUUUGUGCUUAAUUAGUGCAUAAGUAAUAGCGUAAUACUACAUUAUUUGUGCCCCCUCAUGUAUUGUGUCCCUAGUAGUAAUUGUUCAACAUGGGGGUUUACUGUGAGUGGAGGGUGGUGUGCAUCCACCAUGUAAGAAUUUGACCAACCUGAAGGUGGGUGCCGCAGGAAUAUAAGGUAUGAUCCUUAACAUACAAGAUUCCUGUGCUGCACAAUCGAUUGAAUUCUGUCUGUGGUGCCGCCCAACCUUUGCUCUCUGCCAUUUUUUGAAGCAGCUGACUUCACGUCCCAUUUUCUGGAGUUGGACAAUGAAACUGGAGCACAUGGUCUUAGACCACAAUCAUUUAUUAGUAUGUUGUAGAGCCACCUUCUGCAGCCAAUACAGCAUCAGGUUAUUGUGGGAAUGACAGACACAAGUCCUGCACAGUGGCCAGAGGGAUUCUGAGCCGUUCCUCUUGAAGAACAGUGACCAGAUCACUAUGUGAUGCUGGUGGAGGAAAACGUUUCCUGACUCGCUCCUCCAAAACACUGUGUAAAAUACAGUGAAGGUAGACUCAUCAUUGUCCACAGCCUAAUAUUUGAGUGUCCGUCACCAUUGAAGGUGACAUUGGCACAUGGUGCAGUGGUUAGCACUGUUGCCUCACACCUCUGGGACCCGGGUUCGAGUCUCUGCCUGGGUCACAUGUGUGUGGAGUUUGCAUGUUCUCCCCAUGUCAUCGUGGGGUUUCCUCCGGGUACUCCGGUUUCCCCCCACAGUCCAAAAACAUGCUGAGGCUAAUUUGAGUUACUAAAUUGCCCAUAGGUGUGCAUGUGUGAGAGAAUGGUGUGUCAGUGUGCCCUGCGAUGGGCUGGCCCCCCAUCCUGGGUUGUUCCCUGCUUCGUGCCCAUUGCUUCCGGGAUAGGCUCCGGACCCCCGCGACCCAGUAGGAUAAGCGGUUUGGAAAAUGGAUGGAUGGAUUGGCACAAGUAACCAAAGGAUUGGUUAUAGCAGCCCAAUCAGACCCUGCGAAGCCUCCCAAUGAACAGUUUUGGUGCAAACAGGAGACUUAAAGUGCGCAUUUAAUUCUGCAGUGUGUUGGGCAGCUGUGGCCUUUUGUUUCUGAAUACAAUCCAGGUUAGUACCCAGACACGCCUUUCAGGCACAGUUAUCCUGUUUGGAUGCGGUCCGUCCUUCAUGGUGGUAAUGCUGACAUUACCCUGGAUACCGUGGCUCUCGAUACACCAUGAAGACUUGCUGUCCUGGUCACAGGUGCAGCAGCGAGUCGCGCACCAGCAGUUUGUCCUCUUUUGAACUCUGAUAUGUCUCCCAUUAUCUUCUGUGGAUUGCAGUAUUUUAUGUACAGCUGCGCUAUUGCUCUGCUAAUUCACACUCAGCUCUUGCUGAUGCAAUAUGUAAUCAGUGAAGACCAGCAACCAGACCAUGCAUAUAUAGGCAUGAACCCUCAAACACUAUAUUGGCCAGUAUUUUAAUGAUUGUUUGACCUCUAGUUACUCUGUGGUCUUGCAGCUUCUUCCUGAGGUCUGCUCACGGUCUGAUUCUGGACUUUGCUAUUUGCCCGUUGACGCUAAGUGCCUCUCAUGAUGGAGAAAGUUGACAGCAUUUCGGACAUCAGAGGGGUCAGGUGAGAGCAACUUGACGUCCUUACAUCUUGAUCUGACGGCAAACUAUCGAUGGCCGCUCACAGGUGGCCAGGUGACUCAGUGCGACAAGAAGACGCAGCACUGACAAGUGAUACAAAGAGGCUUCGUGGCAGAUGAUAGGCUGUCCUGGACAAGACGAGUUCAGAACAAAAGCUGAGGUGCUAUGGUGCAAAAAAGAAAAUGAUAUCAAGGGAAAGGGCCCCCAAAUGCUCUAUUUUUCGUAAAUAUAAAUGCUGGUCUUUUUUGAUUACUAAAAUCUACAAAAAUGUUAAUUUAGAGACAGGGGAGGGGAAUUUCUCAGAAAUGUAAAAAAAGUCUAGUUAGUUUAACAUUAGGAAAUGCCCCAGUGAUACAGAAACUACGGGGGUGGCAGGAUUGACUGGAUACACUGGAAAUUUUAAGCUGCCUGUUGAUUGUAAAUUCAGCCGUAAGUUGCUGCUGGUGCCCUGAGUCUGACCGACACAAUGUGCUGAAGUUCAUAACUGGCUAUUAAAGAGGGAAAAAGGGCAGGAGAGGAGCAGCCAAGAGAUUAGAUUAGCCUCGAUUCAGAAGUGGCGAGCUGGCCACCUGGGGGGGCAGGGGGCGGGCAGUUCUGGCACCUCUCAGAAGCUGAUUGGUAGGCAGGCAGGCAGCCUGUGGCGCGGCUUUAAAGCUGGACCAGGUGAUCCGCUCCUGACUCAGAGAGCGACGGGAGCCUGAGAUGCUGCUCUGGACCUUGGGGGCUCUUUGGCUCCAGUGUCUUGUACUGAUUACUGGCAGCUCGUCGUCAGAGGAGGAGGAUGGCAGCAGCGAGAGGGACAGCGAGGAGAACUUGAAAAGCUCCUCACAUCCACAUUGGAAACAUGAUGAUCAGAAUGCGUGGCCUGCUAAUUUUUAUGACUGUGGCGGAACAUCCCAGUCUCCCAUCAAUAUCAACACUAGAGCGGUCAUCUUUGAUCCCAGCCUGCCGAAGAUUAAGCUUGAGGGAUAUGAUCUACCGUGCAAGCAGUCCCUGAAAUUAAAAAAUAACGGGCAUACGUUGCAGCUCAGCCUGCCCGAAACUAUGCGCAUUGUCGAGGGGUUCAGUGGUGUGUUCCGGGCUAAGCAGCUGCACUUCCACUGGGGGACGCCGGAAGUCCCCGGGUCAGAGCACACCGUCGAUAAUACCCACUUUCCCGCCGAGAUCCAUGUGGUUCACUACAACUCCAAAUACGGAAGUAUCGACCAGGCUGUCAACCAGCCGGAUGGCUUGGUCGUGCUGGGGGCUUUACUUGGUAUUGGGCUGCAUGAAAAUGAAAACUAUGAGAAAAUCUUGUCUUCAAUCAAAAAUGUCAGCAAAGAAGAUUCCGACACAGAAAUCCCUGGAUUUAAUGUCCGACUCCUGCUGCCAAACAACCUGGACAGAUUCUACAGAUACAAUGGAUCUCUCACCACCCCUCCGUGUUUCCAGUCUGUGACUUGGACCGUCUUUAAUGAAUCUAUCACAUUGUCAAGGAAACAGAUGGCCAUGUUGGAGGACACGCUGAAGGCCCAUCACAGUCAUUCCCUGACCAAAAACUUCAGGAUUCCGCAGCCUCUGCACGGACGACCUGUGCUGUGCUCUUUCAGAGAGCUGCCGGCCUUGGAAGGCCCCAGGAGUAAUAUUCCAUAUGAAAGCAACGUUGACCCUUCGAAAGGUGUCAGAUCAAAGAAUGAAGCCCAGGGCCCUAAUAGUUGGAUCUCCAGUGGGGACAUCUGGGCUACUGCAUUCGGCACUCUCUUUACAGUCACUCUGCUGUUCUCCCUCGUGUACGCCUUCAGGCAGCAGAAAAAAUACUCCAGAUUAAAGAACAACACGCAACAGAAUGUUAUUUAUAAGCCGGCCUCCAAAGAUGAUGUAUAACGUCUGUACUUUAGUAUUCAGGUAUUUGACUUGAUUUCUAGUCCAAAUUAUUGUGUUUAUUAAUCAUUAGAUUUAUUUAUAUGUAAAUGGAUUGUUAAGCUCAAAACUUGCCAGUGAAUUGAAAAAAGUGAAGUUUAUCAUACAAUUAAUGACUCAUAUUUUUGUUUGAACUAUAGAAAAACCCAUUUGCCCUCAUUACUUUGAAAAAACUAUUUUCAAAAUAUAUUUUUUCCCUGUUAUUCCCAAGAGCCUAUGUCAUGUUUUGUAUGAUUUAGGCCCAAGUUUGUACAAAUAUGCAUGUAUAGUACUGUAAUGUUGCUACAACUGAAUCACAUGGCCUAGGAUCAUCUACUGCAGAAAUUGUUCCUAAAAACAUCAUUGUACAGUAUCACAAACAAUGGCACCAAACAGGAAAUGUGAUUGCACUGUAAAGAUGGCUGUUUGCAAUAAAAUGUUAUUUUAAAGUU